Molecule: messenger RNA, 165 nt
Organism: Acaulospora colombiana
Lineage: Eukaryota; Fungi; Glomeromycota; Glomeromycetes; Diversisporales; Acaulosporaceae
Source: the annotation of a GenBank genome assembly
ACCCCACUUUCCAAGGACCACGUGCCGGAGAAGAAACGUGGAUCGUUUGGACAUCCCUAAGAUUUAAAGUUGGCGCAGGAGCGCAGAAGACAAUCGAGGCAAGAACCGUAAGAGCGAAAAUGAUUAUCAUGGAAUAUUUCAUGUUGGAUUUAUUGAGUGAAGAUG